Thermothielavioides terrestris NRRL 8126 is the source of this 1128-nucleotide messenger RNA. RefSeq lists its product as uncharacterized. Gene Ontology annotation, cellular component: cytosol; nucleus; EKC/KEOPS complex. Gene Ontology annotation, molecular function: ATP binding; protein serine/threonine kinase activity. Lineage: Eukaryota; Fungi; Ascomycota; Sordariomycetes; Sordariales; Chaetomiaceae. The record is from RefSeq and is a predicted model, not a curated record. Gene Ontology annotation, biological process: protein phosphorylation. The coding region runs from base 175 to 1014 and encodes 279 amino acids. The transcript has a single exon.
CGGGACCCGCCUGCUGUCCUACCAUAACAGGCGCAAGCCACUUCGGCGCCAGCGGGGUCCGUUGCACCGACAUCAACCUCGAGAGACUGAGAGAACAGCACAGUUUUAUUUACGAGCGGCAUUGGCUACACCCACUCGAUUUCCCCGUCCCUUCGCUCGAAUCCAGCGCACACGAUGGCCGCCCCCGCCGCCGCCCCCGCCGACGCGCAGUCGCAGUUCCCCCCACCAAAAGUCCUGACCUACCCCGCGGCAGCCCCGCCAUCGCUGAUCACGCAGGGCGCCGAAGGCCGCCUCUACAAGACGACGCACCUGCUGCCCGACCGGCCGUGCGCGCUCAAAUACCGCCCGCCCAAGCCCUACCGGCACCCGAUCCUGGACGCGCGGCUGACCAAGGCGCGCCUCUCGGCCGAGGCCAAGGUGCUCGACCGCUGCCGCCGCGAGGGCGUGCCCGUGCCGGCCGUCUACGCCAUGGACCCGGCCGCCGGCUGGAUGAUGAUGGAGUGGAUCGAGGGCAUCCCCGUGCGCGCCGCCAUCAACGAGUGGCUUGGCGCGAGGAGGCCGCCCGAGGAGGGCGCCGAGCCGUCCGCCGAGGCGGCCGACGACGGGGCUCCGCUUGCCGACCUGAUGAGGCGGAUUGGGAUUGCUAUGGGCGCGCUGCACCGGACGGGGGUUGUGCACGGGGACCUGACGACGAGCAACAUGAUGCUGCGACCGAGGGGAGAGGGGCAGGCAGUUAAUGGGUGUGUCGGGGGCGGCGACGACAAAGCGAAAGUGCUAGAGGGGGAGGUGGUCUUGAUCGACUUUGGGCUUGCGACGCAGAGCAUGUCGGACGAGGACCGGGCUGUGGACCUCUACGUCCUCGAGAGGGCUUUUGCGAGCACCCAUCCGAGAGCCGAGCGGUUGUUCGCAACCGUGCUGGAAUCGUACAAGGAUACGUUCAAAAAGGCGCCGUCGGUGUUGGUCAAGCUGGAGGAUGUAAGGAUGCGCGGGCGAAAGAGGAGCAUGCUUGGAUGAGUCGAUACCCCAUACCAUACAGAAAUAAAGAUGAAUGAAGCAGGCAGGAAGUGCGCUUCGCUCGAUUAUUCGUUCGCCGUGCAGUGUAACACUAUCGCUUCUGGGAGAUACAAA